Exaiptasia diaphana is the source of this 1608-nucleotide messenger RNA. RefSeq lists its product as uncharacterized. The transcript has 2 exons. Lineage: Eukaryota; Metazoa; Cnidaria; Anthozoa; Actiniaria; Aiptasiidae. The coding region runs from base 457 to 1284 and encodes 275 amino acids. The record is from RefSeq and is a predicted model, not a curated record.
UAUUUUGUUUACUAAACGAAUUUAUCGGCAGGUGACCAUUUGACGCACUUUAAAAGGAUUUGCAGCUUGAUGAAGUGAAUUUUCCUUUAAUGUUUAUUUAUUAGACAAUUGAUGAACCAUGUAAUUUGGUGUUUUUGCUGUGGCAAAGCAUGUGCAAGACAACGAACUUCAUUUCUGACGAUUUUUGAUUCUCGAGGGAAUUUACUUGUUUGGCGGGAAACGCAUUAGAAAGCUUGCGAGCUGCUUGGUACGGAAGGAGCUUGAUAUACUGCAAACUGUGGAAGGAAUGGAACAGUUUACGGUGAUAAAGUAAKCUUAAUUUCCAGUGACCUGCAAUAUAAUUUCAGCCAGAGCGAAGUUUCCGAUAAUUCAGAAUUGUUUUUGUCAAAACUUUGUAUGCAAACCUCGACUAUUUGUACASGUAUCCUUACUGAAUUUUAAUGUUUGUGAACUACAAUGGGUUUCCUGAAGAGCAUUUUCUACAUAUUAGUGUCAGUGUCAGUYUACUAUACUCUCAAUAACUUCCACGAAGUAUCAACAAACGUUUCAAGAGCUGUGAAUCAUGUUCUUCCUCAAAUCUUGAAUAUGUUGACCGUCACUGUUGCUACUGUUCGAGAUUACUGUACUCACGACAUGGCUAAAGACGUAAACAAGUGCAUCACGUUUAUUUCGACGAGCGCUCAAAGAGUUUUAGGGGUCCUGACACCUUUAGGAAAAGGUUUUGGAAAUGGGGUUGUACACUUGAUGGUUUCUGUCCAUGACAAUGCAAUGUCGUACACUGAAGAUGGUUUGAAUCAGAUACUAGGAAUAGAAGAUUCAUUGGUACUUCAGCAGGUACCACAAAGUCGUUACAAACUUCUUUCCCUAAUUCUACUUGUGUUUUGGAUAUUCUCUGGGAUUGUGACAUUUUCAAGAAUAUCGUACAAYAAAUUUUUCCUUGUCAUGUCAAGCUCAUUUCUUCUACACUCUGUAUUUGGGCCUGUUUGGUGCAUGCGACGAUUGGCAUUUGUCAUUGGGUUGUGCAUGUGGAUGGGGUCACUCAUUGCAGACAAGCCUAUUGUAGCAGCCAUUACAGUACUUGUGCUGUUCUUGCUAACAGGACUCAGGAAAUGGAGAAAGAGACUUCAAAGAGUAAAAAGUGCUGAAGAUUUAGUCAAGUUCAACAAAACAAUGGAGCAGAGAAUUGACGGAAUUGAAAAGAAGCUUGAUAUGAUUCUAGCUAAAAUGGACUUUUUUGUUGAUAAAAGCAAUUGUAAUGACAGAAAACGUUGCACUAGAGCUUGAAAGCAAUCAAAAUAUAAAUUGUAUUGUUUGUUUUAAGGUAAUUGCCAGUCAAAAGACGAUUUCUGRUCAAUUCCUUGUGUUGGUUUUGCUUGGACAUUCUUUCCAAUCUCUAUUUAUUGUUAAUUCAUAUCUGUGAAAAGAUUUUGUGUUGGUCAAGUAAUGCAGUGAUCAAUGAAGACAAAUGAUUAGUUAAGAGGUAGUGUUUGUUGUUGAUCAAACAAUAUCAUUGCAUGUGUAUCAUAUGACCAUCCAUGAACAUAAUUUUGCAAAAAUUCUUUAAGUUAAUGUUCAAGUUAAGUAUAAUAGUCCUUUAAUAAUAAACAU